CGAAACUCAAGAUCAACAUCUCGACCCCCGAUCGAGCAUUGCUAUAAAGCAUCCCUCCACUCGUCCUCUCAGCUCUCAGAGCCUGACUCACAAGACAGACGUUCCUCUCCACCUCGCUCCGUAGCUAAUCGGGUCAUUGUCUACACGAGCAGCAGGCAUCAGCUCGCUAGAGCCUACACCAGCGCCAGCAAUGGUUUCUGCCGGUGGUCAUGGCGGCUUCAGCAACGCCGACGACGCCGUCGACUUCCGCGGCAACCCGGUGGACAAGUCCAAGACCGGCGGAUGGCUCGGAGCCGGGCUCAUCCUAGGUACGGAGCUCGCGGAGCGCGUGUGCGUGAUGGGCAUCUCCAUGAACCUGGUGACGUACCUCGUCGGCUCCCUGCACCUCUCCAACGCCAAGUCCGCCAACGUCGUCACCAACUUCAUGGGCACCCUCAACCUCCUCGCCCUCGUCGGCGGCUUCCUCGCCGACGCCAAGCUCGGCCGCUACCUCACCAUCGCCAUCUCCGCCACCAUCGCCGCCAUAGGCGUGAGCCUUCUGACGGUGGACACGGUCCUGCCGAGCAUGCGGCCGCCGCCGUGCGGGGACCCGCGUGGCGCGCAGGGGCACGAGUGCGUGCCGGCGAGCGGCGGGCAGCUGGCGCUGCUGUACGCGGCGCUGUACACCAUCGCGGCGGGAGCGGGCGGGCUCAAGGCGAACGUGUCCGGGUUCGGGUCGGACCAGUUCGACGGGCGGAACCCGCGGGAGGAGCGGGCCAUGGUCUUCUUCUUCAACCGCUUCUACUUCUGCAUCAGCCUGGGAUCCCUCUUCGCGGUCACCGUGCUGGUCUACAUGCAGGACAACGUCGGCCGGGGCUGGGGCUACGGCGUGUCGGCCGCCGCCAUGGUCCUCGGCGUCGUCGUGCUCGUGGCCGGGACGUCCAAGUACCGGUACCGGCGUCCCGAGGGGAGCCCGCUCACGGUGAUCGGCAGGGUGCUGUGGACGGCUUGGAAGAAGCGCAAGCUGCCGCACCCAGCCGAUGCCGGUGAGCUCAACGGGUUCUACGCCACCAAGGUGCCCUACACUGACAGGCUCAGGUGCCUGGACAAAGCCGCAGUCGUGGAUCAAGUCGACCUGGGAGCAUCUCCGACCAAAACGAAAGAGCAGGCAUCAAUGGCCUCAACAGUAACGGAGGUAGAGGAGGUUAAGAUGGUGUUGAAUCUGCUGCCCAUCUGGUCGACCUGCAUCCUGUUCUGGACAGUAUACUCCCAGAUGACCACGUUCUCUGUGGAGCAGGCGACCCGCAUGGGCCGUCGCCUAAGCGCCGGCUUCGUCGUCCCGGCCGGCUCCCUCUCCGUCUUCCUCUUCCUCUCCAUCCUCCUGUUCACCUCCCUCAACGAGCGCCUCUUGGUGCCGCUCGCCAGCCGUCUUACCCGGCGCCCGCAGGGGCUCACCUCGCUCCAGCGCGUCGGCACGGGCCUCGUCUUCGCGAUCGUCGCCAUGGCCGUCUCCGCGCUGGUCGAGAAGAUGCGGCGCGACGCCUCCUUGAACGGGGUCGCCAUCAGCGCGUUCUGGCUGGUGCCGCAGUUCUUCCUGGUGGGCGCCGGCGAAGCGUUCGCGUACGUGGGGCAGCUGGAGUUCUUCAUCCGCGAGGCGCCGGAGCGGAUGAAGUCCAUGAGCACGGGGCUCUUCCUGGUGACGCUGUCAAUGGGGUUCUUCCUGAGCAGCUUCCUCGUGUUCCUCGUCCACCACGUGACGCGGGGCACCUGGAUACAGAACAACCUCGACACGGGGAGGCUGGACCUGUUCUACUGGAUGCUGGCCGUGCUUGGGGUGGUCAACUUCGCGGCGUUCGUGCUGAUCGCGAGGAGGCACGAGUACAAGCCCAGCACAUCGGCGGUGGUGGCGCCCGCUGGGGAGGAGGAUGGUAGCAUGGGCAAGGAGAUGGACGACGUCCUGGUGGUCAAGGAGAACGUUGAAGGGAUGGAUGUGUAGGGGAGUGAGAGCUGUAGGAGGAUAUAUAUGCACCUGCGAGCGUUUGUAUAUACGUAUCUUGUAUAGCUCCGGUUGUUGGUAGUGUACUAGUGUAUGCACGACAUUUUCCUAAAGUUUGGAUGUCGAUCUGUAUGCUCCCGAGUCUAGGUGCCGAGGACUGAGUUGAAGCAAAAAAAAACAAAUAUGGUUUCCGUAAAUUA
This is a messenger RNA of Lolium perenne, 2175 nucleotides long. RefSeq names its product protein NRT1/ PTR FAMILY 6.4. NCBI's taxonomy places the organism in Eukaryota, Viridiplantae, Streptophyta, Magnoliopsida, Poales, Poaceae. Gene Ontology annotation, cellular component: membrane. Gene Ontology annotation, molecular function: transmembrane transporter activity. The record is from RefSeq and is a predicted model, not a curated record. Gene Ontology annotation, biological process: transmembrane transport.